AAUUACUAAAUCUUUUGCUCUGCGAAUACUAAAAUUCCUAGAUAUUUGUUGAUUGCUUAUUUCUUGUUUGUUUUUCCAUCUUUUGUUUUACUUUCUUUCUUCUUUUGUCUUUUCGAGAAAGGGGAGAGCCUCGCUGAGCACUAUAAAUAAAGCAUGGGAUGCAAGCUUAGAGUCGCAUAAUUCUCACCGUAGAUUAAGUAGGCCAGAACUGACUAGCGAGUGAGCAAGAGUCAUGGAUAAUUCCAUCGCAACAAGGUGGAGGGAUCUUAGCGGCGAGAAAAACUGGAAGGAUCUAUUGCAUCCUGUUGAUCCUGACCUCCGCCGCUAUGUUAUUCACUAUGGUGAAAGGGCUGGAGCUGCUGGAGAUCUCUUCAACGACACAAUGGCAUCCAGGGGGUUCGGAUAUUGUCUUUAUCCACCAGAUGAGUUCUUCUCCAGGGCUGGUCUAGAAAAUGGAAAUCCGUUCAUGUAUGAAGUGACUAACUUUUUUUAUGGGGCCGCAGAUAGUAAUGACUCCAAUUGGUUUGGAUAUGUGGCGGUUGCUACAGAUGAAGGAAAGACUGCUUUGGGAAGAAGGGAUAUCUUGGUUUCUUGGAGAGGAACAGGAACAGAACCGGAAUGGAUUGAUGAUGCAAGGUUUUUUACAACAUCAGCUAAAGAGUUAUUAGGAACCGACCAUGCUAAGGUGCACUCCGGCUUUCUUGCUAUUUAUACAGGAAAAGUCUCCAAUUCUCCUUAUAACCAGACAGGUGCCAGGGAUCAGGUUCUAAAAGCAGUUCGAAAACUGGUAGAUAAGUACCAGAAAGAGGAUAUAAGCAUUACAGUUGUCGGCCACAGCCUGGGAGCAGCCCUUGCAACCUUGAACGCCACUGAUAUAGUAGCCAAGGGAUAUAACAAACCCACAGACAAUUCAAAUAAGAAGUGCAUGGUCACAGCUUUUGCAUAUGGUAGUCCACGCGUUGGGAACCAAGAAUUCAAAGAAGUAAUUGAUGAACUCAUUGAGCUUCAUAUCCUACGCAUCACAAAUCCAAAAGAUAUAAUUCCCCAGCUUCCAGUGCUUUUAGGCUACACUCAUGUGGGGGAAAAUUUGGCAAUCGACACAACCAAAUCACCGUACUUGAAGCAGGGUAUUAACGCUCACAAUUUGGAGGUUCACUUGCAUGGAGUCGCAGGGGUACAAGAAAGCGGAGAAUUCAAACUGGAAGUUGAUCGUGAUAUUGCACUCAUAAACAAAAAAAUUGAUGGUUUACAGAACAAAUAUAAAAUACCGCCUGAAUGGUGGAACCAUGAGAAGUUCAAGAAUAUGGUUCAAAUGAAUACCGGCCGUUGGCAGUUUGUUGAUUGUGCUUAUGUGCCAGAUCCUCCAAAUGAUUACCUCCAGUAACAGUAUAUAGUUCAUGCUGCAAAAGAAAUUAAAAAUCACAGUGGUUGCUCUACUUAUGGUCAAAGUGGAGGGGACGGCAUAGAGUUUGUAUGUUCUCUGCAGUUAUUGAUUUCCUUAGCUUGGGUAUUUCACAAAGUUAUGGGAUCUAUCGGCACCGGUUAGCCUAGCUAGGUCCAAUGUGCUUCUACUUCUUUUGCAGCUAUAAUUUGUUCUCACUAUUAUUAGUUUAUCUGCUACAUGCUAUUAAUGAAAACUGGAAGUAGAAACCCCAUUUUCCAGGAAAGCAUUUGUCCCUAUUUGAUUGACGGGCUACCAUCAAUACCCUUUUUGUUCUCAUUCGGAACUCAAGCCCAGCCACCUAAAGAAACCAUCGCGUUAAGCUCUUAGGGGAAGUUUUUGGGUUUUCGGAAUUAGGUCCAGUGUGGUUGUGGAUCUAUCUGUAUGGUGGGCUUCCAAUGGUGUUCACACGGAAUAUAUUUAUAUAUUCGAUAAUAACGUUAUGAUUUUAUAUUCUUCAAGAAGCUAGGUACUUGGAGCACUUGAAGAAGUUAUCUGUUGGAUUUAAUAGUGCAAUACUAAAAUGCAUUUUUAUUUUAUCAGUUGUCUUCAUACAUAUUAAUAGUGAAAUACACUAUAUUGGAAAAAGCCUUAAUUAUGAUGUAAU
Molecule: messenger RNA, 2048 nt
Organism: Theobroma umbraticum
Lineage: Eukaryota; Viridiplantae; Streptophyta; Magnoliopsida; Malvales; Malvaceae
Product: phospholipase A1-IIgamma-like
Biological process (GO): lipid metabolic process
Molecular function (GO): glycerophospholipid phospholipase A1 activity
Source: RefSeq, a predicted model, not a curated record